AUGUUCGCUACGUUGAGCGAUGAGCGGGCAAAAUGGAAGAUUGCUGCCAAAUUGGGGAAAAAAUGGCUCUUAAUCGGGGUUAACUGCCUCGCUGGUCUCGCCAUUUUCUUUUUCGGUUAUGAUCAAGGCAUGAUGGGGGGAGUGAACGACUCCCAGGAGUAUGUGCACCGAAUGGGACUGGGAUACAAGAAGAACGGAUCGAUCAUUGUUACCAACACUCUGUUACAAGGCAGCAUCGUCUCCGUCUACUAUCUGGGAACUUUGGUCGGAUGCUUCAUGGGUGGUUAUGUGAGUGAUCGUUCUGGUCGCAUCAAGUCUCUCGCCUUUGGUGCUGCCUGGGGCAUACUCGGGGCUGCGCUCCAAUGCACAGCAAUGAACCCGGCCUGGAUGAUUGUGUCUCGCCUCCUUAACGGCAUUGGUACUGGAGUCCUGAACGCCACUGUGCCAGUUUAUGGCUCUGAGCUGGCCGAUUAUGAGUCUCGGGGCAUGUUUAUCGCCAUGGAGUUCACCUUGAACAUUGUUGGCGUGGUAGUGGCUUAUUGGCUGGGAUUCGGUCUCAGUUACAUCGACAACGGAACAUCCCAGUUUUAA
This is a messenger RNA of Aspergillus melleus, 591 nucleotides long. RefSeq lists its product as uncharacterized. Gene Ontology annotation, biological process: transmembrane transport; carbohydrate transport. The transcript is spliced from 2 exons. Bases 1 to 591 code for a protein of 196 amino acids. The record is from RefSeq and is a predicted model, not a curated record. NCBI's taxonomy places the organism in Eukaryota, Fungi, Ascomycota, Eurotiomycetes, Eurotiales, Aspergillaceae. Gene Ontology annotation, molecular function: carbohydrate:proton symporter activity. Gene Ontology annotation, cellular component: membrane.